AUGGUUCAGGGUGGCGAUGAAUGUGUCGAUGGCAAGUUGCCUGCCCUGGCAGAGGACUUUGAUCCUAUGCCUGAGCAUGAUCGCCUCCCGUACCUCACCUCGCGUAUGAACCUUGGCGCUGACGUUCCCCAGACACCUCUUCAGGGCAAUGGAAAUGGAGGUAUCACCCCCACGGGUGCAUUUGAUCCUUUUGUGACUACCCCAGCUCCCAUGACUCCUGGUGCCGUUGGUCCUGUUUCUGCCAAUCCUUAUUCCCACGACCCUACUGGCGCGAUGGGAGGCGCCUUCUUUGCAAACCAGACUGGAUUCCAGCAGCCGAUUCAGUACCAUCUUUAUGCCCCAAUUGGCCCUCACAGCCAGAACACUUUGGGAUACCAGCGCAACGUGCAUGAUCUCUUUAUCCCUAACGACUUGCGCGAAGAACUGCAGAAGAAAUCCGCAGCUACUCUGCAAACUCUCCCUAACACUCAACUUCCUGCCCAGGUGGACUAUUUCCACUCCCUUGUCCCCUUGGAUCUCAGUCAUCAGAAGAAUGCUGCGACCUUCGGCUAUCCAAGCUGGAUCUACAAAGCUCAGUCUAGCAAAGAUGGCACCUUUUAUGCUCUUCGCAGACUUGAGGGUUUCCGCUUGACCAAUGAAAAGGCUAUUCGUUCUGUGCAAGCCUGGAAGCGCGUCUGCAAUGCCAGUGUGGUGACUAUUCACGACGCGUUCACCAGCCGCAGCUUCCAAGACAGCUCUUUGAUUUUUGUGACCGACUAUCACCCACUGUCCAAGACACUUGCAGACCAACAUUUGAGUGCUGCAACCGGGCGCUACCCAAGCCGUCCCAAUUCCCCUAUCCCUGAGCAAAUCCUCUGGGGAUACAUGACCCAGAUUGCCAAUGGGCUCAAAGCAAUUCAUGCUAGUGGUCUUGCCGCCCGAGUGCUCGAGCCUAGCAAGGUCUUGAUUACUGCCAAGACCCGGAUUCGCAUCAACGCCUGUGCUAUUCUUGACGUGGUGCAGUUCGAUACCCAGCGCACCAUGGCUGACCUCCAGCGACAAGAUCUGGUGAACUUUGGCCAAAUGAUUGUCACCCUUGGUGCCAAUUCGCCCGCUCUCGUCCACAACCCAACUAAAGCUAUGGAGCAUUUCACUCGCGCUUACAGCCCUCAGUUGAAGAACUCCGUGUUCUGGCUGUUGAAUGGGAUGCAGAAGGAUCAGGAGCGAACCAUCGACACUUUUAUCACCGGGAUUUCAUCUCAGCUGAUGUCAACUUUUGAUUCGGCACUCCACCUGGAUGAUCAGCUGACCUCUGAUCUCGGCCGUGAGCUGGAAAAUGGACGACUUGUUCGCAUGUUCGCCAAACUCGGGCUCAUCAAUGAACGUCCUGAAUACGAACUUGACCAGCGCUGGUCGGAGAGCGGAGAACGCUACUUCUUGAAGCUUUUCCGCGAUUACGUCUUCCACUCGGUGGAUAGCCAAGGCGACGCGGUGACUGAUCUUGCCCAUAUUAUCACUUGUAUGAACAAGCUUGAUGCGGGAAGUGAAGAAAAGAUCCAUUUGGUCAGUCGCGAUGAGCAGAGCUGCUUCAUUGUCAGCUACAAGGAGGUCAAGAAAGCUCUUGAGUCUUCCUUCCAGGCUCUGUCGAAGCCGGCUAGACGAAUGCACUAG
Penicillium griseofulvum is the source of this 1650-nucleotide messenger RNA. Its product is annotated as PAN-complex poly(A)-binding subunit PAN3. Gene Ontology annotation, cellular component: P-body; PAN complex. Gene Ontology annotation, biological process: nuclear-transcribed mRNA poly(A) tail shortening; protein phosphorylation; mRNA processing. NCBI's taxonomy places the organism in Eukaryota, Fungi, Ascomycota, Eurotiomycetes, Eurotiales, Aspergillaceae. The coding region runs from base 1 to 1650 and encodes 549 amino acids. The transcript is spliced from 4 exons. The record is from RefSeq and is a predicted model, not a curated record. Gene Ontology annotation, molecular function: protein kinase activity; poly(A) binding; ATP binding.